GGCAGGCCCCGCACAAAUCAGGAUGCUCAGAGCCAAACCAGUGUUGUGCACCAAGCCAAAAAUGGGGGACUUCACCCCUUCUAUGGAAGACUUGGAGACGGGAGUUCAGGAGAUGCAAGAAGGGUGCCUGAACCUGACAGAGCUGAUGGAUUCACUCUCGGAUGAAGUUCAGCAAUCCGGCAACAUUCAAGCCCCAGUGGAAGAGGAAGAGGAAAUGAAGGUGGAAGAUUUCUCCGUGCAAGACGAGGAAGAGGGAGAGGAGCAAGGGGAGAGCGAGCCUACAGAGAAGCAAGGGAAGGGUCACUUUCUUUGGGCCAAAGCCAGCAGAAAAAUCUUGGCCUACGGCGCCAUCGCUCACCCUCACCCGACGACUCUGCCUCCGAUGCCACCUCCUAUGCUCGAGGAGAUGAAUCAGAAGGCAAAGGAAGGGCUAGGUCUAGGCCUCGCCGUUCGCGCUGGGAUGAACGGCAACCUGGAAUUUGCAACAAUUCCGGACAAGAAGGGGAUCUACUACUACUUUGUCUCCCCGUCAAUGAAGCAACUGAGAAAGAACCCCCUCAGCUCUCCCCUCUUCGCAGUGACAGCACUCACCAUAGGGGGAUUGUGGGAGACGAUUUGGCUCUUCCUCCUAACAACCCCCUAUGCAAUGCUCUCAAAGACCCAGUACAACUGCCAACUGAAGCUGACAGGGUUGACAACCAAGACAUGUAGAUUGAAGACAGGGCUCUGGAUCUGUGCAAUGCUUCGAGCAUUCAUCAGAUUCUAGGCGACGGGCAAGUGGGUGGCCAUCCUGGCACUUGCGUUCAUGGAGGAGGAGGGGGAAGCGCUCUACUGGAACUUCAAGAUCCCGCUGCCGUCCAUCAUCUACACAGUGGUAAUGCAACUCUUUCCAUACCUCUACACUCGACUUCGCAGGAUUUACAUCAUGAUGAAGGGGCUCUGGCGCCAGCCCUCAAGGCGCCACGGGCGCCAUGAGUCUUCUGGCAUGGAACUGUCAGGGCUCAGGCGGGAGCCUUGACAGCGCCAAGAUGAAGCACCUUUCCCGCCUCAUUGCGUCUACCAAUGCUCAGCUGAUGGACUUUCUGGAGGUCUCUGGGUCAUGUCUAGAAGUGAAGUGCAAGUAGAAGUAGUAGAUUCGUGUCGUUUUUACUAGUUGCUUCCACAAAGCCGUUAGGAAAAAGUUUGGUCUAGUUUGUAUUUAUGGUGAUCCAUAUCAUGAGCAGACUAAAUGGAUUUGGCAAUAUCUGAA
This is a messenger RNA of Sorghum bicolor (sorghum), 1249 nucleotides long. RefSeq lists its product as uncharacterized. The coding region runs from base 23 to 766 and encodes 247 amino acids. Lineage: Eukaryota; Viridiplantae; Streptophyta; Magnoliopsida; Poales; Poaceae. The transcript has 2 exons. The record is from RefSeq and is a predicted model, not a curated record.